AUGUUAAAGGCUUUAGCGUGGGUUCUGGGCUGGCUGAUGUGCAAGACGGUGCCGUACGUGCAGGGGCUGUCCGUGGCAGCCUCCGUGUACAGCCUCGUCGCCGUGUCGCUCGACAGGUUCCUGGCGAUCUGGUGGCCGCUGAAGUGCCAGAUCACGAAGCGGCGCGCUCGGCUCAUGAUCGUGUUCAUCUGGAUCUUCGCCAUCCUCGUCACCAUCCCCUGGGUGUUCUCCUUCGACCUGGUCACGGUCUUCGAGGACAACCCGCACGUCAAGCUCUGCCUCGACGUCUGGCCCAACCCCCUCAGCGAGGUCCUCUACUUCGUCAUCGGCAAUCUCAUCUUCUGCUACAUCCUGCCGAUGCUUCUCAUCACCAUGUGCUAUAUCCUCAUCUGGAUCAAGGUCUGGCGGCGUGAUAUACCUUGUGAGACGCAAGACGCUCACAUGGAGAGCAUGCAGCAGAAAUCUAAGGUGAAAGUCGUGAAGAUGCUAGUAGCAGUGGUUAUCCUGUUCGUCCUGUCGUGGUUCCCGCUGUACCUGAUCUUCGCACGGAUCAAGCUCGGCGGCGCGAUCCAGAAAUGGGAGGAGGACAUGUUCCCGAUCGUGACGCCGCUGGCGCAGUGGCUCGGCGCGUCCAACUCGUGCAUAAACCCGAUCCUGUACGCGUUCUUCAACAAGAAGUACCGGAAGGGCUUCGUGGCCAUCAUCAAGAGCCGCAAGUGCUGCGGGCGGCUGCGGUACUACGAGACCAUCGCGCUGCAGUCGUCGAGCACGUCCACGCGCAAGUCCUGGCACUACAACAACAACACGCACGCUUCCAUCACGCGCCGCUCGCCGCCUGUUGACAAGAACAACGUGUCAUUCAUCUUCAACAACACGGGCGUGUAG
Plutella xylostella (diamondback moth) is the source of this 885-nucleotide messenger RNA. Lineage: Eukaryota; Metazoa; Arthropoda; Insecta; Lepidoptera; Plutellidae. The record is from RefSeq and is a predicted model, not a curated record.